UAGAUGCUUACAAAGUCUGUUUUGCUUUGGUGAUAGGAUUCGAUUUAUUUUGCUUCAUUGAUAUUGGGCAGGAAUUAAUGAACUCAACUCCUCUCGCAAAGGAAAAGCAUGCUUAUGUUUUGUUUGUGAUUAACAAAAAUGAAAAGUCGAAAAGUAAAAUCUGCAGCAAAAGCUAAAUCAUUUUUGUCAAAGAAGAAACUCAGAGGUAACAUUCCAAUUGAUGUGAGAAGUGACAGUGAAGCAGAUGCAGAUUCUGAUAUUUACAAUGAUGAAAUCGAUGAAUUUCAUCAAAGAGAAGACGAAAAGCUUUCAACAGAUGAUGAGUUGAUUGAUAAUGAUGAAGAUAGUUCCGAAGAAGAAGAAGUACUUCCUAUUACUGAUGAUGAGAAAGAUAAUGAAUGGGAUAAUCAUGAUGAAGAGCAAGAUGAGAAAAGUGACUCAGAACAGAAAGAGGAUGAAGAUUUGCCUAAUCCUGAAGCAUGGGGUAGAAAAAAUCUGUUUAUUUUAAUGCGGAUUUUGUUGAUGAAGAUAGAGGACGAACUUAUCGAGAAGAAGAUGCUGAAGCUGCUAAGGCAGAGGCUGAAGAAGCUCUUGCCAUUCAAAAAAGUGUCUUGAGCAGUAUAACUACUAAUAAUUUAGGAGGAAACUUACAAUUUGUUGACCUUUCAGAAGAAGAAGAAGUAGUAGAGGAGGAAGUAAACUGGCAGUUUGUAACAAAGCAAGAGAAAAUGAUGUUUUUAAAGAAAACAUGCCCAGAAUUUUUGACUUUCAUUAGAGACUUUAAAGAGAAGUUAACUGAAGUCAAAGAUAAAUUAAUACCUUUAAUGCGUCUGGUGAUAAAUGAGAAAAUUCCAUCUCAAGAUUUAGCACUGUAUAUCAAAGUGAAGUAUCAUCUCUUGAUGCACAUAUGCAUGAACAUAAGUGCAUACAUGAUGAUGAAAAGCAAAGAUUCUAUUGUUUCAAGUCAUCCUGUACUUCAAAGAAUAACAGUGUA
Molecule: messenger RNA, 994 nt
Organism: Stegodyphus dumicola
Lineage: Eukaryota; Metazoa; Arthropoda; Arachnida; Araneae; Eresidae
Gene: Sas10
Product: UTP3 small subunit processome component Sas10
Biological process (GO): maturation of SSU-rRNA from tricistronic rRNA transcript (SSU-rRNA, 5.8S rRNA, LSU-rRNA)
Cellular component (GO): nucleolus; small-subunit processome
Source: RefSeq, a predicted model, not a curated record